This is a messenger RNA of Gamsiella multidivaricata, 1957 nucleotides long. RefSeq lists its product as uncharacterized. Bases 251 to 1957 code for a protein of 568 amino acids. Gene Ontology annotation, molecular function: protein binding. The record is from RefSeq and is a predicted model, not a curated record. Lineage: Eukaryota; Fungi; Mortierellomycota; Mortierellomycetes; Mortierellales; Mortierellaceae. The transcript is spliced from 3 exons.
AAAAGUGAAGUUUUUUUUUUAUUUAGACAAGUCCAGCUGUGGCCAUAGUCCAAGUUGCUCGGCAGCUGAGGUCGGAUGGGGUAGUUGCACAAGUGGGGAUCAGUCCUCCUCGAGCAAGGUCCUGAAAUGACGAUGUCUUAUCGAUGAUGAGCGGUCUUGACGACGCUCACGGUCGGAGAAAGUUCUUUCGCCCGCCAAAAAAAUAUGGCGAAGCAGUGAAGUGCGUUAUGACAAGAUCUAAUAAUUCAUUAUGUUCCUGCAUUUCGCCGCCUCUCCAGCCGCUGCCUCUCUAGCCGCUGGCUCACUUCGGUCAGCAUCCCCCCUGUCUCGCCGAGCAGCCUCCGCAUCUCCACGACCAGCGCAUCCAGUUGCUCCUGUGAUUCUUGCACCUCCUAUUUUUGCCAAAAGCAACAAAGGCAGGCUAUGCCCGCAGCUCCAUCUAUUGGCCGUUCCUGAACAGCGUCUCGCCAACGUGUGCACCACUGGGCAUGCUCCUCUCCAUCACUCUUUCUUCAUCAUCCUCCUCCGCAUGGAUCUCUCAAUCUUUGACAUCCCGCUCUUGAAGGACGAGGUCACCCAGUACUUGUCCAAACAGGACCUCGCACGGUCUGUCCAGGUCUGCAGGGCCUGGUCGGCCUGGUUCACUCCCACGCUCUGGCGCACCGUAAACUUUAACAACCGAGCUUCCAUCGCUGGCCAGGGCCUCUCCGCGCUAACACGCUACCAAGAUCAUGUCCAAUCAAUCGUCGCCUUCCAAUACUACCUUGGCUCCGCCUCAAUGGCCCUGCGACCCUUCCGCAACCUACAGUCUCUAGAACACAGGACAUUACAGGCCAACGUGCACGAAGACACUAUUGUACUACUUGUCAUAGGCGGUACCCCUUCUCUCCAACGCCUCAAGCUCACCCUAUCACUCGUCCGAGAAGAGAUCCAGACACAAUUGAUCGAUGCCCUUCACUCCCUGCCGAGGUUGAGGAGUCUAGCCUUGACGUGUUACCAAAUUACGCCUGUAGGUGUCAUUCAGCGGAUCAUCGACAGCUGCUCCCAUAUCGAAACCCUGCAUCUCGAUCUCGGAAGCUCUGUAGUCAAAGAGCCAUACUCUCAAGGGGAUGACCGAAAACAAUGUCUGCUUGCUAAGCGUGUCAUGGAGCAGAUGCUCGAUACACGGAUCCGCCGUCUUUCGAUUCGAGUCUCGCUCGCGUCCCAGGAGUCCGCUAUCCUUAUACCGCUUCUAGAGCGAUGCCCGUUGCUGGAGAGACUUGAGGUGGACUGGCUACACCAUCCGGACACUCUUGGGCAGAUAAUAGAUGUGCUCCGGAGAAGGAAAUGUCCACUAUUGAAGCAUGCCCUCUUGGGCGCAGUCUUGAGAUUCGAUGCAGCAGAGGGCCAGUUUGCAGAGUUGAUCAGUGCCUUGGGGAGUGGAGAGAGAGUCGACGAGACCAUUCGCAACAAUGGCUGUGACCAUGGUUACCGAGGCUAUGGUCUUCACACCUUUACAGUCGAAUCCAUCCUGCCUUUUGAACAGCAGUCUGCCCUGGCCCUGACGCGACACCACUCCCAGACGAUGACAGUCCUCGAUCUGAUGAGCCUGCGCGAGUUGAGAAUCCAGCUCUUUGUCGGGAUGAUGGAGGGUCUCCCGAGACUACAGAGGCUGAUGGCCGCAGUCUGGCUUGGACACAAGCAGGAUGGAGGGCCAGGCAUGGAUACCGUAUUCAAAACUCAAUGGAGCUGCCUUGGCCUAACAGAGUUGAGACUAGGGCUUCAAUUGAGCGAAGAAGUGCGACUCGAGCCCGAUCACCGACCCGGGAACCUAUCCGUGGCGGAUCAAUAUAUCGGCUACAUGUUUUCACAGAUCGGUAGAUUGACACAGCUGAAGGAAUGCAAUCUAACGAGUGGGGUCAAUCUACUGGACUUGGAGAAGGGAUAUUUGACCCACUUAAUCAACUUAGAGGCCUGA